Messenger RNA from Alligator mississippiensis (American alligator), 10866 nucleotides. It is a transcript of the gene KCNS1, whose product is annotated as potassium voltage-gated channel modifier subfamily S member 1. The transcript is spliced from 3 exons. Gene Ontology annotation, molecular function: protein binding; delayed rectifier potassium channel activity. Gene Ontology annotation, cellular component: membrane; voltage-gated potassium channel complex. Bases 742 to 2163 code for a protein of 473 amino acids. NCBI's taxonomy places the organism in Eukaryota, Metazoa, Chordata, Crocodylia, Alligatoridae. The record is from RefSeq and is a predicted model, not a curated record. Gene Ontology annotation, biological process: protein homooligomerization; potassium ion transmembrane transport; regulation of delayed rectifier potassium channel activity.
UCUCAGAGGGAAAGACCAGCUGUAGCUAUUGAGCAGGGGAGUGAGGGGCAGGGCCUUCCUGGACCUCAAGUGCUGGAGGCUGCGAGGGAGAGAGGAACAGGGGGGAAGACCCUGGGCAGACCCGGUUCAAUCUCCUUUUCAGUCCUCUCUCUCCCACCGUGGCACAGGAGCCUGGGCACUAUGGACCUAGGAGGGUCUGCCCCAGUCCAUGGCGGUGCUCGUGUCCUUGGCGCUGGGUGGAAGAGAAGCCCCUGCUGUGUUUUAAACGACUGGGUUCAUUGAGCGACCCUCGCUCUUGUCUCCAGAGAGAGGCAACAGCAACUCCCUGCGGCCCCGCUCUUCGCCGUGUAGCAUCGGCGCGGGGCUCGCUCCACCAGCGGCGGCGGCGGCGGCGGCAGGAGGGGCCCGGACACGUGCGGGGAGAGGGGCAGCCGCCGCGGCUGAGCAGGGAGCGCGGGGCAGAGCCUGAGUCACAACUUCCCAGACCUUCAACGCCGGCAGCUGCGAGCGGGGAGGCAGCGGGAAGGCGCCGGGGCGGCUGGAAGAGGCCGGGAGGCGGCGGCGGGGGCAGCCCCUGCGCGGCGCGGCGCCCCCGGCUGCUGCGGCGGAGCAUGGAGCGGGUCCCUGGCUGGCGCCUGCCCUGAGCGGCACCCCGGCAUGGACGUGCCCGGCGCGGCGCGGCGCGGGGGCUGAUCGGCGGCCGGGGCUGAGCAGGUCAAACCAGCACCUGCUCCACUGAUCAUGGUCAGCGAGACCUUAAACUACUGGGAUCCUGAUUUUGAGGACGAUGUCAUCAACAUUAAUGUCGGGGGUCUGAGAAGAAGGCUCAGCUCUAGCGCUCUCUCCAAGUUUCCUGACACCCGCCUGGGGCGCUUGCUGUCCUGUGACUCAGAAGAGUCCAUCCUGCAGCUCUGCGAUGACUAUGACGUGAGUGCCAGGGAGUUUUACUUUGAUAGGAACCCAGGUUUCUUCCUGUAUGUGCUUCACUUUUACCAGACUGGGAAGCUGCAUGUCAUGGAGGAGCUUUGCGUCUUCUCUUUCUGCCAAGAAAUAGAGUACUGGGGCAUCAAUGAGUUCUUCCUGGACUCAUGCUGCAGCUACCGCUACCACGAGCGCAAGCUAGAGAGCCGGCACCACAACUGGGAUGAGGAGAGUGAGGUCAGCAGUGUGGACACCUCCCCAGAUGAGAUAUCGGAUAUCAAUCUUGACUUGCUCCGCUACAGCACGUUGCGCUGUGGCAACUUGCGGAAGCGCCUUUGGCUUACCAUGGAGAACCCGGGCUACUCCAUUCCCAGCAAACUCUUCAGCUUUGUGUCCAUCAGCGUGGUGCUUGUCUCCAUAGCUACCAUGUGCAUCCACAGCAUGCCAGAGUACCAGGAGGUGGAUGAGAAUGGUACUGUGCUGGAUGCCCCCAUCCUGCACAACCUGGAGUAUUUCUGCAUCUCCUGGUUCACCUUUGAAGUGUCUUCUCGCUUGCUGCUGUCUCCCAACCCACGAAAAUUCUUCAAGCACCCUCUGAACCUGAUAGACAUUGUCUCUGUCCUGCCUUUCUACUUUACCCUUCUGGUGGACGUGACUCUGGGCAGUGACUCAGAGCUGGGGAACCUGGGCAAGGUGGUGCAGGUCUUCCGUCUCAUGAGGAUAUUCCGGGUUCUCAAGCUGGCACGGCAUUCAACUGGGCUGAGAUCGCUAGGGGCCACCUUGAAGCACAGCUACAGGGAGGUGGGCAUCCUGCUGCUCUACCUGGCUGUGGGAGUCUCUGUGUUCUCUGGAGUGGCCUACACAGCUGAGAAAGAGGAGGAUGUUGGUUUCGACACCAUCCCGGCCUGCUGGUGGUGGGGUACAGUCAGCAUGACCACUGUGGGCUACGGAGACGUGGUGCCAGUGACCGUAGCUGGCAAACUGGCAGCUUCAGGCUGUAUCCUGGGCGGGAUCCUGGUGGUGGCAUUGCCCAUCACAAUCAUUUUCAACAAAUUCUCCCACUUCUACCGCAAGCAGAAAGCCUUGGAGGCUGCCGUAAGGAACAGCGACAAGAAGGAGCUAGAGGACACUGAAGAUUUUUCCAGCCAGAACCAAGACUCGGAGGCUCUGAGUGAAAUCUUCCAGGAGGGAAGCAAGCCAGACCGCCAGCGCCUGACCAAAGAUACCCUUCCUGCUCACUGAACACACAGCGGCUAGAGCUGAUGAUUCCUACAUGGUGUUUUUUCCUAAACAAAUAUAGCCUGGAGGUCCAGGUCGGAAUGGUACUGACUCUUUUACCAUUGCUGACUCUUAUGCACUGGAAGUAAACAGGAGAUGAAACACCCCACAUGAUGCUCACACAGUGCACUGCCCUUGUGCUGGGACAAUGAAGAAAAACUACCAGAACUAGAAUGACAAUAGCUCUGGGCUGCCCCAGACUUACAAAAAAUCCAUCUGGCCUCCUUAACACUGUGCACAACAUCUGACAAACUUCUCUGCCAGGCAAAGGAUAAAUCAAGAGUCAACAAGAUAUGCCCAUUAGGUCCUAGCUGUUUCUGACCCUUGCAGUGGUGACAGCAGGCAGCAGCUGUAUCCAUUAGGACAUGCACUGAAUAACAGUAUUCACUGUAGUAAUGGCAAUAGUGUCAGAGCCCCCAAAUGCCAAUUAGGAAAUAAAAUUAAGUUACCAAGGACUUAGAAAAGGAAAGGGUGAAGAACCAAAUCAAGAAGCAGAAAGACCUCUGGCCUGCUGGUCUGCCUGGCCACCAGUAACUCCUUCCAAGGUCCUGCAGCCCAGAGUUCUGUCUGGCCUAUCACAAUGUCAGUGCUGAGCACUUAGCUCCCGUUUCCAAACCCACCACUCUGAAACACAUGAGCUCCAGAUUCUACCUGUGUUUGCAAUAGGAAUAUUUCCUGGGGGCUGGGACUGGGCUUUGGAGUGUGGUGAAAUAAUCUCUGCAAAGAACUAGUCAGAGGGACAAGCCUAAACCUGACUGGUUGUCUCACAAGUACCCAACCUGACCUGAUAUUAAACACUGGGUCCACAGCUUGCUUUCAGCUUCCUUCCUUGGGAAAUCCUAACUGAUCACUUCCUUUCCAUUCCUUAGUGGAUGAAGAGGAGAAAUGAGGGUGGUAAAGUGAAUGGUGUCUACAUACCAUGUGGGAUCACAGAAAAGGUAACAUCAAAAUAUAUGUUUUCUUCCAGUGCGUAGCUGAGGCUGGAAUGGUGCUCAGAUGUCCUUGUAAGAGCCACAAUAUCAGCACAUCUGUUCGCCUUCGUUAAUGAGAAUGCGUUCACUUAGGCAGCCAAGUGUUGUGGCCGUAAAAGAGCACCCUGCAAAGAGCAAUGUUUUGGAGAGCCAGAGAAAGCAGUUCGCCAAGGCUCUGUGGCACCAUGUAGAUAGUUCCAGGAGAGCUCUCUGUUAAGGAGAGAGGUGAUUCCCCAUCCUUCAGUGUUCCCUGGGCUGGCACUGAGUGGCAUGGCAUAUCCUGAAUAAGCCAGCAUGCCAGCUAGCUGAACAACUGCCCAUAGCCAAUCUGUCAGUCUUGCCAUAUCUUUCAGGUUAGGCUGGAAGUGGGUGCCAGUGCUCUGAUGGGCAGACACAUGGGAGAACAGCUUUGCAGGGGAUCUGACAGACACAGAAAGAAGAGAAGAUUUCACCACUGUGUGGACAAAGCCCCAAAGCAGUGAAAAACCCUGGCUUUUACCUAAACACGUGCUCCAAGCCCAUAUGUUGGUGACCUCCAACAGGUUUUCUUCUUUGACCUUCAUUCUUAGAGGUUUCUGGAGAAAUUCUCUUGUCCUGGUUGCCCAGCUGCAUGCAGUGGCCAUUUGGGAAAUGAAACUCAGAGAACAAGAGCUAUCUGCUGGUUCCAAGCAGGUCCUUUGCGAUCACAACACUUACUGCUGAUUCAGCCUCCUUUCUCUAAGAUUUCCCCUGCUCUCCAAGCUGCUCUUUUCCACCCUUUCUUGCCUUCCUGGAUGCUCCUUGCUCCUUUUUCUGACUCCUAAGCUUUCCAAACUGUUCCAUGGCUUUUCCCAAGCAGCCACACCCCUUAAGUUUCUUAGAUGUUCCCUACUGCUCUGCUCUAUCCCAGAUACUUCAUGGGGAACAGAGCCUCUGACCUCGCCCACCAGUCCUUGUGCUGGGGUAGUAGCUCAUCCUUCAGUGGGAGUACUGUGAUGAUCCAGUGCUGCUCCACAGAGGAAUCCCUUCCUCUCUGUUCUUCCUUUGCCAUCAGUCUCUUGCCUGUCUUCACUGCUGACUGUCUUGGCUGGUACCAAGGAAAAAGUAUUCUGUGCUUAAAUAUCCAUCUGGUGCUAACUCAUGUGAAUCCUCAUGUGCUGCACUGGGCCCAUUGUCAACACAUCAUGUGACACAGAUGCCAUAACUUGAAAAAUGUGUUUCCUGGCAAUAGAUUUCCCUGGAGGGCCUCCAGAUGGCUAACCUCCCAGAGGCUGGAGCAGCAAUCUAUGCUGAGACACGGUGCCCGUAAUAAGUAGGUUCUUAGGGAAGGUGUGGGUUGGGAUGUCAUGAGGUUGGCCACUUUCCUGCUGUCAGUCAACUGUAUGCUGUGCCCACCUUGCACCAUUCUCCACUGGCUCUAUCUCAUGGUCCCAGAUCACUUCAAUCUUUACAUCUCCUUUUAAAAUGAUAGCAUACUCAGCUAGUUCCUAAUUCAAGUGACUCAAAAUGGGCUGGGCUGAUGCCCAUUGUCAUUCAUACCCAGCAGUACCAGCAUGAAGGUGAGACUGAAUGCUUCCUUCAGCUCAGCAUGCCAACAUCGCACAGUAGGUGUGCUGUACCUGGAGGUACCGUAGAUCCUCCCUGAGAAUACCGUUCUGUUCCAUGAUAUUAGAUCACUGCACAUCCUCAGUUUAGCCCUUCUAGGCUGCUGAACUACACUGCUAUUUUCAAUUGGUGUGUGACGACUCUUCCUUGCAGACUCUUGUGUUCCCUCCCCAGUGCCUCCACCAGGGCCAAUGGAGUAUCUGCAUGUCAUCAGUCAUGUAGGCCACAGAGAGAGGAGGUCUUUGUCUAACCUCAGCUUGCUGUCUAGGUGCCUCUUUCUUUGAAAGACGGUCUCCUUUUUUAGCAGAAACUUGGACUGGUCUUGUGGUGACUGCCCUCCCCCUCUUCCCUCACCAGAAGGAUACUUCGGUGUUGUCCUGCAAUCAGAUGGAGAGCUCACACUGCCCUGCUGCCUAGCCUAAGCAGUGCUCCUCUGGCAGUUACUAUAAACACUAAACUAUAAUGCCCCUGGUUUCAUGACCUUCCAGUUGACAACCUGCAUGUGCCUACUGCCCUUGGAAGGGUUGUGUUGUGUAUCACCAGUGUGCAGCACACUUCUCCAGUGUAACAUGUCUGUGUAUCACUUUGCAGCUGGCUGCUGAGUCCAGCUGGAAUGGCACUGGGUGUUGAUCCAACAGCAGAGCUGCAACUAUAAACAGCUGAACAGCUGGCAGCCUUCUUCUAGUAGUGCACGUAGUGCACACGUGCACACAGCACCUUGGAUCUUAACACCUUCUUCUUUACUGGAAGCCUUUCUUCUCUCAGACACUGUAUGCACUGCAGCUUCUUUCUUCCUAUGGUAGCUGCAGCAUUUGGGCAUAUUCCUUGCACAUUGCCUCUAGUCUGGGUUUUUCUGUUCUAUUGUUGUGUCACUUCCUUGCGCCUGUGCGUACAACAGACCAUGAUGUCUGCAUUCUCACUCUGUCCCCUGCCUCCUGUCUUCUUUAUCAUCUCGAGCCUGUUUAGUUGUUCGAGUGGCUGUCAUUUCCCUUUCCAUUUGCCCUCCUAUCUGGAGGCAUUUCUCCAGGGUUAGUUCUGUUUGUCCAUAAUUUUUCUUGUAAAUUGGAAACAAGUAACCCUCAAAUGAUCUCCUCUUUGCUUAGGGAAUCUUUUACAUCUCCAGAUCCUUAUGGAAACCAUAUUGCUAUAUUCACCAACACAAAGGUGUUUUAGAAAAUUCUGACUUUAAUUAAACUUUUCCCAUCUCACAAUUCCUUUUUGACCCACAGUCUGGGACCCUCCUGCCUCCCAGUCUGGAAACCCCUGAUGGGGCUCUGUUGAUGUCCUUUCACUUGUUACCUGCACACCAGUGCCAUUUCCAGCUCUCUGCCCAUACUCUGCUGUUCUGAGUAGGAGCCCCCACCUACUCUUUCAAUUUUGCAGGUGUCCCUUUCUCAUGUCUUCUCUCUAUCUCCAAGCUUGGUGGGGCUGUGAGGGAUAAUCUGGACAUCAGACCUUGAAAGUUACUAUUUUCUCUGCCCUGACAGCCAGCAGCAGACAGAAGUAACCAGAGAAAGAGUCUAUUAAAGACACAUGGAGCCAAACAGAUCUUCAGUGGAAUGCCAGUGACUUCAGCAGAGGUGCAGCAGAGAGCAAUUUGGCCCACUGGCCUAUGGCAAUGCAGUGAGACAUUUUCUCCACACAGAUACAGCAUCUCAGAGCCUUGAAAGAGGAUCAUUAACUAUUUAACAGGCACUGCUGUUUUGACAUGUCUGGAGAUGUAGGUCAGGCUUAGCUGAUGCAGCUUACUGUUAGAACGAAUGGGAGAUCAGACAGUUUCAAAGUGGUUAGACACAUUUCAUUGACUAAAGAUGAAACAACGAUUAGCUCAAUGAAAUUCCAAUAACGUUUGAUUGUGGGAGUUUGCUUCUGCCCAAACCCUUGUGAGUCCUCUCUGCCUAUGGAUCAUCAGGUGUGUUAUUUUGAGUAUCAGGAUACAGCACCUGCAAGAGCUUUACACACAGACUUAACAUUGCAGGCUGCAAGAACUGGUAUACUUCCCUGCUGAUAAUAUCACUGUAGCUUUGCUCCAUUGACUUCACUGGGAUAAUUCAUGGUGCCUUCCGUGAAGCCUGGAAAACAGCCUUGGAGCGAUUGGGGUGGGGGUGGGGAUAUGUGUUGGAGCUUGAGUAGCCAGGUGUCUCCAUGGGAAGGAAAAUCAGUGGCUGCAGUUACAUUUGUGUUGACUGGGGAUACCUCAGGUCCCAUCUGCCAUAGCUGGGCUCUGUACAAAGACAGCUGCCUUGUUUGCUGGUUGGCAUUCAGGCUCCUGCUUCAUACUCCUUGGUAAUGUCACUGAAUGAAAAAAAAACCUAACAACAAAUUUGCUUUUCUAAAAAUAGCAGUGUUUCACCCCCAGGCCACGUCCACGCCGCCUAAGCUCAUCCCGCCGUCAGACAAUGCAUUGCCUCUUCUGAGGCUCGCUUGUCAUCGGCACAGUGCACUUCCUGCUGGGAGUUAGCAGGAAAAGGCGGCUUAGACUGACAGGCCACCCCGGGGUGAUGAGACAGCCAGGCUGGCUCAGGCAGUGCUGGAAAUGCAUUGCUAAUCCCUGUCCCCAGCUAGGGCCCAAUCCAGAGCCCAGUGCAGACAAAGGCAGCUUUGGCUAUUGGAUCCAGCAGACUCGGAGCAGGUCUCUUAAGUGACUUAUAAAGGAAGCAGCUUUCCUCCUGACAAAGAACCUCAUGCCCAGCAGACGGAGAUUAUGCUGAUCUCACAGCAAAUGAUUUUAAUGUCCAGUUUCCCAAGGAACCCAGCAGGGUGUAGGGCCAGAGCACUAGUCUAGGCUAGGGGGAGGAAGAAACACUCAGCUCCCACCUCUUGGGAAACUUUGACAGCAGCCCUCAGCAAGGGCAAGAGAAGGCAACAGCCAUGGAAGAUGGGCUCUCUGCCCUGUGGUGGGGACAAGCUGGAUUGUUGCCCCCUCCCACAGAGCCUUGUCAAACCACAGCCAGGGAUAAAGCUGCUCAGCCCCACGGGAAAGGCUCUGGUCACAGCAGUGAAGGGGCUGUUGUCACUGUUACCUCCUGUGGGUUGUGAAAAGCCAUGUUGUAGGAUCCAGCUCUCCUUGUGCAGGUAAAGCCAACAAGACUUAAGCCAGCAUUUGUAGGCCUGUGGAGAGACUGCCCUGUGGGGACUCAGGGUGGGCUGGGGCACAUUUUUAAGCAACAGCAAUAGCAAUUAUACUUUGAGGACUAUUUCCCCAGUACAGGAGCCCUAGGUCUGACACACUUGUCAUGAUACAGUCAUGUAUGAGCCACAAUGUGACUGCUAGCAACAGACAGGGCAGGAGAACAAAAGCUGUCAGCUCAUGAAAGGCACUGCCAUUUCUUGUUAAUGGCCCAGGUUAAAGGUUCAUUUUCCUCUGAAGCAGAAGCAGCUGGAGGGGAUGGGAGUCUGAGCACUUUAACAUUUAGGGUUUGUAAGCAGGGGCAACAGCUGUUCCAAGAGCGGUGGAUGCAAUUUUGUGGAUCAGGGUUAGGGAAGCUGCUCCUCUGUAGCUGUUGGGUCCUUGACACUGGAACAGACCAUCCGCUACCAUAAAUUCUGUACAGCUCUAGUGACUUUAGAGGAUCAACACUGAUCUCUGUUAGCAGAGCAGCUUGCCUGUUGCAGUUAAGUGCAGCAAACAACUGCUCAACAGAGGUGCCCCACGGAAAUCUUGCUGUAUUUGACACUGCCACCCUACAGAUUUCCUCUUUUUCUGUCCUUGGCUAACCACAUGGGAAAUGCUAGCUCCUUUCCCAUGAAUGUAAGCAUUGUCUCCUUAUGAUGCUCAUUAAAGGUGUCACAUCUGCAUUGGAUGUGGUGACAAAUGUCUCUCUCAGCUGAUUGUAGUAUCAGAGCAACUGUACCCAAUGCAAAACCAGCUGCUUCCCCCAAAAGCUCCUGCAGCAGCAGUGUGACACAGAGAGGAGUUGGGAGCUCUCCAAAAGAGGAACAAAUCCCACCUAGUUUGAGGUGUCCCCCGGUCUGCCUGGCUGCAGAUCGGGAGGUUGUACCAUGUCAGCCCCAGCCCAGCCUGGCUCAGCUGCUAAGCUGGCUGGUCCAUUUGUGUCUUAACGACAAGCUGCACAAACCCAGCAGGAUGAGAACAGGUCUGACCUGCUGUUUCAUCCUGUGGGUGCUUACAUGGGGGGAGCUGUCCUAUACGUAUGCCGCCUAAUGGCACAUCCAGAAUGCCUGUUCACUUGCCCUUUCCUGAUCUGUCACCACUUCUCUGCUUAGAUGAGCUAUGGGAUUUAUGCAAGUGGCUGCAAUUGGCUGCUUGCAUGAGCAGGGAGCUGAAUUUCAGGGGGCGCCUGCGACAGAACCCGCGUGCUUUGACAACCUGCCCUUCACUUGAGAAAUGGCUGGUGAGCACAGGCUUGAGCGCAUGCUGUCCGCCAAAGCGCACCAUCAAGCCGUGCAUGCAAAAGGAGACCGGGGGGAGGAGCAUUGGGAAGGUCAAAGCUCUACAAACACGCAUGGAGCCGCAGUCGGUUUCUGCUCCCUCAGCCUGAUCUGCAAAAAUCACAUUAGAACUUCAGUAUCAAUUCCCAGGGCUGAUUAAAUCAUCCAGCCGCUCCCCUGCAUGGGGAGAGGGUUAGGAGGAAAUUGAAAAGGGAUGCACACUAGACCUCAGAAAGCAACAGAAACGGUGGGGGAUUUAACUUUGAUUCUAUUAAUUUAUUCCCGUAUAUGGCCUGUCACUGUACUGGCCCUGGGCUCUCUGCCAAGCUUCCUCUGAGAGCCUGGGACUGGUGGGUAUCUGCAGACCCCUUCUUAUUAGAGUGUGUUAGGUCACACAGGUGAAUGUGCUGCUGUUGCAAGGGCCCCUCAAGCUGCAGAAUUGCUUCCCCAUCUUUUUGUGUAUAUCCACAGAUCCCCAUAUUCCCCCUGAUAGUUGGUGUCUGGGCACCAUGAUGCUGGGAGGGAGGGGAAGGAAAGCAAGGAUAUGCCCCCAGAGAGAGGGCUCUUCAAGGAGGCCGGGGCUGGUCUUGGCAGCUCUAGCUUUCCUCCUGCAGAAACAAAGGCUGCAUGUCCCCGGGCAGGUUGUUAGGUCUGUCUGAGCUGUGCUCAAGGCAGAUGUGAGGAGCUGGGGAAGGUCCUCUCAGCCACCUCUGUGCUCCUCCAGCCCUGACUACUCUCAGUCUCACUAGCAAGAACAGCUUGGUAGCUGGACUGCUUGACCAACUGGAGGCUGCUGGAACUGCUCUUGCGCUGGGAGAGGAGACGCAGGUCGGACUGCAUGCUGUGGUGCCCCCAAGGACUCCUCUGUGGAAGAUGGAAGCUCAGCUAGCAGAAAAGGGGCCUGAUCUGACCCAUCAUGUCUAAGUCUACAAUGCAAGGGAUUGCUUACAAUUUCCUGGAUACUAGGAGCUUGGUGGUUACUGAGCCAUCAGGAUAUAUAACAAAGGCUGAUUUCAAAGGAAUCAAAUGGAGAAAUUCUGGGCUUUCCCAUUCAGGUCACCUUCAGAACUGAAGCAUGCAGCAGCAUUAAUGACCCGAUGCCUUCCCUGGUUAUUCAUUCCCACAGGGAGAGGCAGGCACUUCCCUAGGGGAUGGGAUGUACCUAUGCAUACACUGGACCUAAGCAAAUAUGGAAAUCUGGGCCUAAGCCACCCCACACUCACCCACGCUCGGUUGUGACAAUGGUGUCUCAACCUAAGAGCAGCUUGUCUAAAUGAAACAGCAGCAGAGAAAACAGCUUGGCAGGCAGUUCUAGCCUCACUGAAGGCAAAGCAGGAAAGGCAUUAUGUGGAGGGGGUGCCUGGUAAACCAACUCCAAGAGAAGCCACCACAAGGAGCAGAGGGAGCUAGACAUGCCAUUACUAUCCAUCUGAGUCUUCCAGUAUUACUAAGUCAGCAUAGCCUCAUUCACUCCUACAGCAAGAAGUGACCACUGUUUCUGCUCUGGAGUUUACUGGCUCCUGCUAGUUACUUGAAAAAAGGAAGGAGUUUCCCUUCUCUCUGUAAAUAUUCCAGUAGCCAAAUGUAUUUAAAUGUGAGAGCGACAUAACUGUAUUCAUUAUGAGCAUUAUGCAAAUAAGUAAAAAGCAUGUAAAGUAAUUUUCUAUCUAUGCAUGGGGAUGCAUACUGUAAUAUUUUAUUAAAGAUUAUUCUAAGGGCA